ACCCGCGGCUCCCCGCGCCACCGGCAGCGGCUCCGCCGGCCGCGGCGCGGCGCGGGCUGACGACAGCGGAAGCCCCGCGCGGGGGCCGGGGCCGGGCGGCGGCGGAGGCGGUGCUGCCCCGCCCGCCGCGGCGGCGGUGCCCUGCGCGCUGCCGAGCGGGGCCCGGCACAGCCCAGCCCGGGGGGGCGGCCGCCGCCGGGCGCCGCGCCGCUCUGAGGCACCGACCGAGCCCGCUCCGCUCCGCACCCCGCCGCCGGCAUGUCGGCGCCCUGCUGCGCCGGGCAGCUGGCCUGCUGCUGUGGUAUUGCUGCUUGUUCCUUGUGCUGCAAAUGCUGCCCCAAGAUAAAGCAGUCAACAAGUACCCGGUUCAUGUAUGCGCUUUACUUCAUCCUGGUGACUAUCAUCUGCUGCAUCAUGAUGUCAACAACAGUAGCGAACGAAAUGAAAGUGCACAUCCCUUUCUACGAGCAGCUGUGCAAGGGCAUUCAGGCGGGAGACAUGUGCGAGAAGCUGGUGGGGUACUCUGCCGUGUACAAAGUCUGUUUUGGAAUGGCCUGUUUCUUCUUUCUCUUCUUCUUGUUCACUAUCAAAAUAAACAACAGCAAAAGCUGCCGAGCCUACGUUCAUAACGGAUUCUGGUUUAUUAAGCUUAUACUUCUGGCAGCAAUGUGCUCAGGAGCCUUCUUCAUUCCUGAUCAGGACACUUUUCUCAAUGCCUGGCGCUACGUAGGAGCAACAGGAGGCUUCCUUUUCAUUGCCAUUCAGCUCAUCCUGCUUGUUGAGUUUGCACAUAAGUGGAAUAAAAACUGGACUGCUGGCGCAAAUCACAAACAGCUCUGGAAUGGUUUGCUGGCUCUGGUCACUCUCGUCUUGUACUCCGUUGCAGUGGCAGCCCUGAUUGUCAUGGCCGUCCUCUACACACGCUCCGAGGGCUGCACGUACAACAAGAUCCUCAUUGGUGUUAACGGUGGCCUGUGCCUCUUUGUGUCGCUGGUAGCCAUAUCGCCCUGUGUCCAGAAUCGCCAACCCCAUUCUGGUUUGCUGCAGUCGGGAGUCAUCAGCUGCUACGUCAUGUACCUCACUUUCUCAGCAUUAUCCAGCAAGCCUCCAGAAACUAUCCUGGAUGAAAACAAUCAGAACAUCACAAUCUGUGUACCUGAAUUUAGCCAAGGGCUGCACAGAGAUGAAAACCUCGUUACUGGCCUGGGUACUACCAUUCUGUUCUGCUGCAUUUUAUAUUCUUGUUUGACUUCAACAACACGUGCCAGCUCUGAAGCGUUGAGGGGAAUAUAUGCAACACCUGAAACUGAAGUAGCUCGUUGCUGCUUUUGCUGUAUGCCUGAUGGAGAUGCUGAUGCUGAAGAGCACACUGAAAAAAGAGGAGGCCAGACUGUGAUUUAUGAUGAAAAGAAAGGCACAGUGUACAGUUACGCCUACUUCCACUUUGUUUUCUUCUUGGCUUCACUCUAUGUGAUGAUGACAGUAACUCACUGGUUCCAUUAUGAAAGUGCUCAGAUUGAAAAAUUCUUCACUGGAACCUGGUCCAUCUUCUGGAUUAAGAUGGUCUCCUGUUGGGUUUGUGUCUUUCUGUAUUUAUGGACUCUAAUUGCUCCGCUCUGUUGCCCAACGAGACAGUUCUCAGUGUGAAGACUCAGAAGGUGCUUUCUUUUUUCCCCCCCUUCUGUUUUUCUCUUAGAAAGAAAGUACAGCAGUCACUUUAUAGUGAGGAAAUACCUAUUGCCCAGUUUUCAUAAUAUACUAGUUAGUAACUUUUAGUCAGACAAAACUAAUGGUUGAAGAAUUUUUUUAACCUUUCCUAAUUGUCAUGAACAAAUGGUGUCCCAGGGAAUGUCUCUGUUCAAAGAUUUUUGUAACACUAAUGUGUAGAGCGUAGGAAGCAUGAUUGUUACGUAAACUGGAAUAAGUGAAAUGCUUUUAGAAUAACUGACAAUCUUUCUCCAACUUCAUUGGCAAGAAAAGAAAAAAAAUGGUGGAAAUAUAUGUUCUUCCUUCCUGUGAAUGCUGGGUAUCUUCUAGCAAAUAUGCAUUCCUUUUUAUAGUCUUUUAUUAACUAUGUCUUUUACAGCAAUUGCAGUGAUGGUUUGGACUGCUGUUUUGUACAGCAUAUAAUUCUUUUAAGUAGUCUCCAGAUAUUUUUUUCCCCAAAAAUGCACCUAAAUACUUUUGUAGAAAUAGAAAAUAUGUAAGAAUUUGACUGCCAAAGCAUCUACUAAAAAUUGUUUAACUAAAUAUUAAAUAUAUUAAGUUAUUGCAAACCUAGUAUGAGAAAGGAAUGUACCAAUGAUAACAGAGUAUUUAUGCUAUUAUAACUUAAAAAGGCACCUGAAUAUUUUAUGUAAAUCCAAACUGGUCCAAUUAUUAACAGAAGGGGUGUUUUGCACACAAAUUCUUAAACUCUUAAUUUUGACCAGUUUUGCUUUGCCAGAUCCUUUAACUGCAAGCUGUUCUGUGCAGAGGUAUGAGAUACGGUACAUUCUUUAUUCAGAAUGUUUGCUGUUGCAGGAAUGCUAAUUACAGGAACACGAAUUACAGGAACAUUGCCAGUAACUGAUAACUUUAAAAGUGAAGUGCUCAGUUACUACUGUAACCUGCUGUUUCAGCUUGUAUCUAAAGAUUUCCCGGGCUCUUGUGUUCUGUUUUCAUUACCAGUUUUACAAUAUUUAAAAUGCAGUGAUAGUCAGAAAAAGGACUUCAGUGUGUUAUCUUCCUUUUCUGCCUGUGUUGGUUGGAAAAUGGUCUUUCUAACUUUAUAUUUUUAUACUUCUCUGUUAAUCAAGUUUUGCUAUGGGAAUGGGAGUUAGCCAACCACUCCAUUAAUAGAGACUAACCUUUUUUUGGAGAACUUAUGUUCUAAGCAGUGGGAUAAGCAGUCAAAAAAAUAAAACCAGAAAACCCAAAUGUGGCAGCAGCAGACUUAGUAAAAAUGGCUGACUUCAGAAUAUGAAACCCCACCACGUCGCUUUUAUUUGCUCUAAAUAGAUGAGUUGCUGGCAGAACAACACCUCAGACAUUUUUAAUGCUGAAUAAGGUUGGACUCACUUUAUAUAUCCACGUCCCUGUGGGAUAAACUUAUGACUUAUGUUAGUUUCAGAGUCUUCUCUCUCUCUCUCCCUCUCAAACUCUCGCUCUCAAAAGCAAAAUAUUCAGGAUAUAAAUCAACUUAUGUAGCAUUUCUUUUCUUAAAUACAGUUGAGCCUUAAAUCUUCACCCAAUGCUUUGUACAGAAUAAAGAAAAGCACAACACAGAGGCCCAUGAGAUGGCCAAAAUAUUUGCAUGUCUUACUUGUUCUGUUGCAGUAAUUGAUAGCUAAUGCACAGCUGGUGAAUAACCGUGACGUGCUAGAUACCAAUCAUGCCGUUGCUGUCUGUAACAUUUCUAGCUGCCUUGUUGCUCUGGAAUCGUGGGGUCCUGCCCUGCAGAGAGCUUGCUAGAGGUGCGAUCUUCCCAGCUCCAUGCACUCUCACCUCAAGCAAAACCCACAGAUCUGCAGUCCUGUAAACUUACAGUACCUACCCCUGUGAUCAGGAGCACACCAACCCUCAAAAUUCCCCUAUCAUGUAAUCUGAUGAGGAGGAAGACUGGGGGGGGAAAGUCUGCCCAGAGGUGAAACUCUUGCUCUUCUACUUGUUUGUUUCUAGGGGAAGAAAGUAGUUGAGUUAUGAAAGCCACAAAUAGCUCUGGAGAAUAGAGGCAGGCUUUUAUCUUUUCUCUUUCUUUCUUUUUUUUCUUUUUUGCUUCUGCUAGGAGGUUCUAAUCUUGCCAAGAGCUCUGAUAGCAUGAGGGCCCGUCUCUAUGUCUCUGCAUUUGAAGUCCAGCCGCACAGAUCUUUUUCCAGCAGGAAGACCUUUUUUAAUGCGUUAACAAACUAGAAGUGUUUAUCUGUCCCAUCUCCAAGAUGAGAGCUUAUGGACUGCGCAAUGAAGACUAACAGUCGUCUCUCCUAACUUGUAGCAGUUAUUCUGACAAAUGAUCUUGAUUCAAUGUUAGAACUGCAACUGAGAUAGUCCAGACUCUCACCCCCUCCCCAGGUAAAUGCUGCUCAGAGUCUUGCAGGAGUUGCCUUCUGGUCACAAAUAUCUUGUAGUAUAAGAAACCAAGCAUAUUUUAUUAAAAUGUUUUUUAAAGCAGAACAAUCUGUGGGCAAGGAGCCCUACAGAAGAAGGGCAUGCAAUAUGUCAACUUGUAGGGGCAGGGAACGGUGUAACCAUUCUCUGUGUCUAAUAACAAGCGUCUUGGUCACAAAUGUGGAUGAUCUUAGUACAUAUCUUGGUCAAUGGGUGUUUUUAUUUGUUUACAAAAAUGGUUACUUUGUGUAGGCAGUACCAGCCUACAUAAAGUCAUUGUAUGCCUCCUCGUGCUCAUUUAUUGUAGUUUGUAUUUAGGGAAAUAGCUUUUUUUAUGAAGGAAAUAGGGUCAUAAGAGGAAACUCCGGAGUGAGGCAUGAGUCUGUUCUUCUUACACAGCACUUGCCUUGCUAAGUUACUCCUUCAUCCUUCCAGUCCACCUGCUGUUGACCUUAAGUAUCAAGGUCUGCAGUAUACCUAGGAUGGGAAUGAGGCCGUGCGAGAGUCCUCUGCUUUGUCUGCUUCUAAGCUAGCAUUGUGGGAGAAGACUCCAAAAAUAACUUUUAGUUGGACCUGGCUGUCCACACAGAGGCCCCAGAUGCAGCUGUGGAUCUGAGGCCUUUCUGAGGAAACGGCGCCUCAGUGUGCAAAGCCUCUAUUUCCUUAGCGAGCAAUGGCUUCCUGCAGGGCAGGCAAAUAUGACAGACUUAACAUUAGUUGUAAAACCUGUACUGUGAACUUCCCACAUGCAACUGCUUCAUAAAAUCCUGAGCUGGGAUUUUUAAGAUUCAAAUGUCCAGUUCAUAGAUUGUGAACAGUUCACACAAAUGGGCUUUUUAAUUUUUUUUUAAGUGCCUUCGUACAUACUGCCCUCUGAGCUAAUAAUUCAGGUGGCACUGGAACUGUAAAACCUGACCUGAGCCUGUGGCCAGGUGGUCCUGCCUUGUGCGUUACACCUGGUGUGCACGCGGUGCAGUCGUACUCGCCGUGCGUGUGGAAGACCACGUAAUCUAUGCUUGAUGGGCUCCUGGGGGGGAGCCUGAUUUGGGAUAUGACUGUGCAGGGGAAGAUAAACUGGGAAAACUCACAGAUAGUCUGAUGCUUUAGUAAAUAAAUGAGAGUAGUUGUUGCUUACACUUGAAUUUAAACCUUGAGCAGAACUUUCUCUCUCCACACCUUCAAGUGCAGGUAGCUGCCCUGCUUGACGUGGUUAGCUGUGCCGUGUCUCUGCACGGACACGCACGUUGUACCACAACUGUUCUUGGGAUUUGCUCCUGAACAGAAACGGCCUGUGCUGUGUUUCUCUGCCCUAGUAUUUUUGAGCUGUGUGAAGUGAGAAAGCUGUCAGUUUUAAAGACAGGAAGACUAGAGAUCAUGUCCUCAUUUCCUCUAGUUUAACUUGAAUUUGAACUAGUGUUAUAGUUUAAUUGCCUCUUGGAGGAACGGGGGUGUUGGCAGAAGUUAGUUCUGCCGGGAGGAUGGAAUUAUUUUAUUAGUGUCGUCCUACUUUUUCAAAUUCCCUAUUGGAGGAAAAGUUAUUUGGAAGCUCACUGCUGCACUUCUGCCUGAGACUGGAACAAUUUUAUUUUUUCUCACAAAGGCAACUGAGAACCAAAAUCAUUAUUGGUUCUUUUCUGGGGUAGAACCAAGGGGACAGACUCGGAGAGCAAGUCUCCGAACCCAAACUCCUGAACUAACAAAUGAGACCACGAAAUCUUAUGAAGAACACAUGGAAAACAAAUGGAUCUGCUUGUUUGCUGUUUACCACCUGGUUCAUCAAAGUGUGCGGGCUGCCCUUGCAAGUGGAUGCUGGUUAAGGAACUGCACUGUGAUUGCAAAUCAGAAUCAUGCUUAUGUGAUACUUUUAACUUUGAACUUGAAGAGUUUCAAUGAGGUUUGAAAAGCUCAUGCUUACCCAGCCUAAUUCAAUAAAUCCUUGCUGGAUGGGCCACUUUCUUCUGAAACGGGUAAUUCAGUGUUGCUAAUAUAUAUGUAGUCUGGAAAGAGGGCUUGUUCCUCACAGAAUCGUGAACACUGCAUGUCUAUUUAUUUAUUUAUUUUAUGUUUUAGCACCUUUGCAAAUCUAGAAGAGCUUUGAGAUCAUAAGCUAUGCACAUAUAACUGCUUCACCAGCCACUAGUGCAGACAUUUUUGGGCUAGAACAUUGCUGUUAAGGCAGCCAUCCCACUUGCAAAACAGCUGAUUUCUAACAACUCUCUAUUUCUGACCAAUGCAUCAGGAGACUUUGGAAACUCCAGAUAUCACUAGUUUAACUUCAGCCAGCAGCCUGCAAUGUUAUGGGGAUCUCUGAACUGAUUGGUAACAAAAUAAUUCACUGUCCAUUUUUAUAACAUGCUAUAAAUGAUCUGUGCUAUGAACAAUUUAAGCUUUUCUCCUAAAUAAGUUUGUAAAACAAAGUACCAGGAGAUUAUGUAUGAACAGAUGAGCAAAAUUUUCUGCAGCUACAAUUUUAUUGUCAUCUUUACUUCUGAGCUUUAGAAGCAAUUGUAUAUCUUUUCCUUGCAGACCGUAUCCCUUCAUUUUAUUUCCCUUUUCUCCUUGGGUUUGUUUUUAAAGGCAUUGUAAACCUGCUUAGCUUGCACUCUGCUCCCUAUCGAUUGGGCUGUCUUCAGUGAUAGAAACUUCCUUGCCAGCUGUAGAUGAUCCUUUCCUUUUUAUAGGAGGACCUGCAGUGUUGAAGCAAAGUUGAGGAUCAUGACUUCAUAUUUGGAUCAGUUCUUUCUGUAUGAAAACUGUAUCUUUUGUUUUCUGAAGUGGCCUGGUCCCCCUUCUUUGCAAGUUCUUGUGGGAGGAUAACACGUAAUCAGUGCAGUGAAAUUUUACUUUGUGUGUGCUCAAUUUUGUAAACACUAGUUCAAACAGAGUGUUUCACAUGACUGUAAAAGGGAGUGCCAGGGGUCAAGGGCUUUUUAUACUCUUAACAGGAUAUGUAGCUUGGGAACUAAUACAUCUCUGUCUUUUCAACAUCCAAAAGGCGUAAUGCCUGAGUGUCCCAAAAUGAGGAUAUGGAUAAGCAGAGCAGUGUUUGGAACAGAAAUUUUGGCCUUGAGGUCAGAAGAUUGGCAUGACGACCACUUUCUAAUGCCGGAAGAAAUUUUGUAGUUUUCAAGUAGGCCUUAAAUCCACUUUUCCCAUGCCUGGUUUAGAAUGGUUCCCCACCUGCUUAAUAAUACAUUAUUAAAAAUAAAGUUUGAAUUUAUUUAAAAUAUGAACCAAAUUGGCUUCCCCCAUUUCCCAGUCUCUGAUAGCUCCGACUAUUGUAGCAUAUAAGCCGUUUGCACAAACUUCUUAGAGUUGCAGUUGUCAGCUUUGAAAUCUCUCCAACAUCUUAAAGCUUCCAAGGCUUUUGUUAGUCAGAGCUGCGGGGUGCAGCAGGGGGACUGUGGUUUUGCCAAAGAAUUCUCAGUCCGAAGCCAAGAAAAAUUUUGGAAAACUAUAGGGAAAUAAUGUAAUGUUACUCAUACCUUAGCUUUAUUUUUCUCUUACUGAUACAUGUCCAGGUGCUUAGGUGGUGUUGGACAUCUGUGCAAACUUAAAGUAAUGAAAAUAAAAUUUUCAACUUAUCAUGUAAAAGCUGGGAAAAUAUUUAUGAGGAACAUACAGUCAAUUGCCUGCUUUUUACUUACCACAGGUCUGUGGUGUUUAGUCUCUUGUGUGGCGUGUUCAAAAACUGGAUGCAAACUAUUCAAAAUGGAAAUACUUUUUCUUAAUGGUGAGGGGUUUUUACUUAGUCCUUUUUAAGGUUUUUAAUAUCUCAAGGGAACUUUUUUGGUGUGUACGUGUGGUUUUACUUUGUUAAGCUGUAGCCCAGUGAAACGGAGGUUAGCUAGUUUAUUUUACAUUUUUUGCAAAUGUUGUGGUCUGUAGUACCUGUAACACUUCUUUGAGACAAUUCUAAGAACCUGGUUGUAAAAUGGUAAACAGCUUUGCCUUUUUAAAGCAUGUUAAUGGUUUUUACGAACACUUCCUUUUGUAUACUGAGUGAAUGUAUUGUUAUAGAUUUAAUGUUUAAUGGACCAAUAAAGUUUUUCUUACGUUUGAAA
This is a messenger RNA of Dromaius novaehollandiae (emu), 8150 nucleotides long. Its product is annotated as serine incorporator 5. Bases 259 to 1647 code for a protein of 462 amino acids. The transcript has 12 exons. The record is from RefSeq and is a predicted model, not a curated record. NCBI's taxonomy places the organism in Eukaryota, Metazoa, Chordata, Aves, Casuariiformes, Dromaiidae. Gene Ontology annotation, cellular component: membrane.